Tetrahymena thermophila SB210 is the source of this 2378-nucleotide messenger RNA. RefSeq lists its product as hypothetical. The transcript has 4 exons. The record is from RefSeq and is a predicted model, not a curated record. Lineage: Eukaryota; Ciliophora; Oligohymenophorea; Hymenostomatida; Tetrahymenidae.
UAUAAAAUUUAAAGACAUCAUUAAAUUUGUAUGAAAUAAAUAAUAAUUAGUUAAUUAAUUAAUUGUAAAGAAAGAAAAACUAAAUAUCUAAUUAAUCAAUUUCUAAUAAUUAAAUAUAGAUAACUAAGUAUAUAAAACAUAUUUAAAAAGUUCGCUUCAACACCAUUUCCAACUAUGUCUUAUUCUAAAUAAUUUUCAGUUAACGAAUUCUUUAAACUAUCCCUUGAAUAGUAUUUAUUAGUAAAAUGCUCACUUGUAAAAUUGGCUCUAGAUGAGGCUCAAAAAAAUGAGGAAAAGAAGCAAAUUAUAUUAGAUUAUAUCAAUGAUUUCAUAGGCUUUAGUAAACAUGUUUUAGGAAAAAAUUGUAAAAACCCGUAAAUUUUAAUCGCUGAAAUCUUAGAAAAAUUAUUGAUAGUAGACAUCUAAUUAUUGAGAAAGAAAGAAGAUGAAUUCCCUAGAGAUAUAAUUAAUAGAUAAUUUAAAUUAAAUCUUCUUUAAUUUGAGAGAAUGGACUUGCACAUUAUCUAAUUAUUUACGCGCCUUUAGUGUUUAAAGCUCAUGUAUGAGUAUUUAACAGUAGCUGAAAAGGUUCCUAAGGGAUUUAACUAUCGUGAAAAGUUCGAUAGUGAUUUAGUUAAGCAUAUUGAUCAAAUAAAAGUUUAUAUUAAAAUGAAUUUUAAUAAUUCUAAUGAAGGAGAUGCUCAUAUUAUUAAGAUAUUUAAAAUUCUAUUACUAAACUGUACUUGCAUAGAGUUCUACACCUUUUUGCAUAAUUUUACUAUAAGAUAAGACCUCAGUAAGGAAGUUAAAAAAUUUGUUAGACAGGAAUAUGAAAAUUUAAGACAAAAGUAUUGUGAGAAAUAAAUUUAGUACCAAAAUUAAAAGAUGCUUCAAUCGCUAAAUGAUGAACACUCAAAAUCACAAGUAUAAGUGCAAAAUUAAUUAUUUAAUAGCAACAAUAAUUCAAAUCCUUCUUAAUUAGUUUUUCUUGAGGGAAAUUCUCAAGGUAGUGAAAAUUUUUGCAAUAUCGGAGAUGAGAAUAAAAAAAACAAUAAUAAUAAUAACUAACGCCAGCGCAGGCAAUUUAAUGCCAUUUUUAUUGGUAAUAAAAGCAACAAUCAAAAUUAGCAAUUAUAGUAGGAAUUGCUAAAUGAUAAUAAGAUUGUGCUAUAAAAUAAACUUUAAUCAAAAUCUUAAUAUUUUUCUUCAAUGAAUUGUGAAAAUUCUGUCAAUAGAUUGAUGGAAGAAGAAAAUUCUGUCAAUUAAUCAAUUCAUUACUAAUCUGAAAACAAAAGUCUUAUAUAGAAUGAUAAUAAAAAUGGAGAGUACUAGAGUCGUGUGACUCACUCAGAAGAAAAUACUUAGUUCAAUUUAAUUAAUUUUAAAGGAUUGAUAAAUAAUAUUAAGAGUUAGGAUUAAGGUGAUAAAAUGACAGAACCAAACACUGAAUGCAAAUUAAAUAAAUAAAAAUUUAUUAGCGUUAACAACUCAUUUUAUUCAAAAAUAAAUCCAAAUGAGAAUUUUAAAGAAGAAAAGAAAGCAUCAUUAAAUAUUUAGUAAUCAUUAAGUGAUGAGACAAUCAAAUAAAAUGACUUACAAUUGAAAAAUUUAAAUUCUGUUAAUGAUAGUAAUAAUAAUACUUUCUUACAAUAUAAUAAUGAAUCUGAAGAUAACAUUGAAAUUGCAAGAAGAGUCAGUUCUUCUAGCUGCUAAAAUGGCUCUAAAAUAUCUAAUUCUUCAAACUUGAUAGGCUCUAUUAUCAACAUUAAUAAUUAAAAAAAUAUACCUGCUAGCAACUAGCGUUAGCUAUCGAAACCUAUUUAGAGUGGUAGAACUAUUUACCAUGCUUAAAAUAAAAAAAUAUAAAGAAAUUCAUAAAUAAAAAGUAAUAAUCCUAGUUCAAAACUUCUAAGAAGUAGCUCCAAAAAUAACACAAUUGAUAGUAACAGCAAUAAUUAAAAUGACAUUAUCUCGAAAGCAGCCAAAAUACUCAUGUAAGAGCAGGAUUAAAAGAAAUCAGCUAAGCUAAAAGUGAUGAGCAGAGAAUCUAAAAAAUAUCAGUAAAGUGAGAGUUUCGGGUAAUCUGCUGCAAAAACAUACAAAGCACCUUCUUCUCAGGAGAACUUUUUAGAAGGAUUCCAAAAUAUAAAUAACAACAACAACACCACCCAUCAUUAGUACCAAAGUGAAGACGAAAAUUCAUUACCCUUAAAUUAUAUGUGGGGUCAUAACUGAACUGAACUAAACAAACACAAAAAUAUAUAUCUUACUCAAAUUAAUAUUUAAUAUAAAUUUAUUUUUCCCUCUCUAAUUAUCUAUCUAUCUAUCUACUUUAUAAAAAUUGUAGUAUUUUAUUUAUCAUAUUAAAAUUGGUUAGU